Messenger RNA from Lemur catta (Ring-tailed lemur), 3454 nucleotides. RefSeq names its product calcium/calmodulin dependent protein kinase II gamma (gene CAMK2G). Gene Ontology annotation, molecular function: ATP binding; calmodulin binding; calcium/calmodulin-dependent protein kinase activity. Gene Ontology annotation, cellular component: neuron projection; cytoplasm. The transcript is spliced from 19 exons. Lineage: Eukaryota; Metazoa; Chordata; Mammalia; Primates; Lemuridae. Bases 113 to 1687 code for a protein of 524 amino acids. The record is from RefSeq and is a predicted model, not a curated record. Gene Ontology annotation, biological process: protein phosphorylation.
CGGUGCUGCCGGGCUCAGCCCCGUCUCCUCCUCUUGCUCCCUCGGCCGGGCGGCGGUGACUGUGCACCGACGUCGGCGCGGGCUGCACCGCGGCGUCCGCCCGCCCGCCAGCAUGGCCACCACCGCCACCUGCACCCGCUUCACGGACGACUACCAGCUCUUCGAGGAGCUCGGCAAGGGUGCUUUCUCUGUGGUCCGCAGGUGUGUGAAGAAAACCUCUACGCAAGAGUAUGCAGCAAAAAUCAUCAAUACCAAGAAGUUGUCUGCCCGGGAUCACCAGAAACUAGAACGUGAGGCCCGGAUAUGUCGACUUCUGAAACAUCCAAACAUUGUGCGCCUCCAUGACAGUAUUUCUGAAGAAGGGUUUCACUACCUCGUGUUUGACCUUGUUACCGGUGGGGAGCUGUUUGAAGACAUUGUGGCCAGAGAGUACUACAGUGAAGCAGAUGCCAGCCACUGUAUACAUCAGAUUCUGGAGAGUGUUAACCACAUCCACCAGCAUGACAUCGUGCACCGGGACCUGAAGCCUGAGAACCUGCUGCUGGCGAGUAAAUGCAAGGGUGCUGCCGUCAAGCUGGCUGAUUUUGGCCUAGCCAUCGAAGUGCAGGGAGAGCAGCAGGCUUGGUUUGGUUUUGCUGGCACCCCAGGUUACUUGUCCCCUGAGGUCUUGAGGAAAGAUCCCUAUGGAAAACCUGUGGAUAUCUGGGCCUGCGGGGUCAUCCUGUAUAUCCUUCUGGUGGGAUACCCUCCCUUCUGGGAUGAGGAUCAGCACAAGCUGUAUCAGCAGAUCAAGGCUGGAGCCUAUGAUUUUCCAUCACCGGAAUGGGACACGGUGACUCCUGAAGCCAAGAACUUGAUCAACCAGAUGCUGACCAUAAACCCAGCAAAGCGCAUCACGGCUGACCAGGCUCUCAAGCACCCAUGGGUCUGCCAACGGUCCACGGUGGCAUCCAUGAUGCAUCGUCAGGAGACUGUGGAGUGUUUGCGCAAGUUCAACGCCCGGAGAAAACUGAAGGGUGCCAUCCUUACCACCAUGCUUGUCUCCAGGAACUUUUCAGCUGCCAAAAGCCUAUUGAACAAGAAGUCCGACGGCGGUGUCAAGCCACAGAGCAACAACAAAAACAGUCUCGUAAGCCCAGCCCAAGAGCCUGCGCCCUUGCAGACGGCCAUGGAGCCACAAACCACCGUGGUGCACAACGCUACAGAUGGGAUCAAGGGCUCCACAGAGAGCUGCAACACCACCACAGAAGACGAGGACCUCAAAGCUGCCCCGCUCCGCACUGGGAAUGGCAGCUUGGUGCCUGAAGGACGGAGCUCCCGGGACAGAACAGCCCCCUCUGCAGGCAUGCAGCCCCAGCCUUCUCUCUGCUCCUCAGCCAUGCGAAAACAGGAGAUCAUUAAGAUCACGGAACAGCUGAUUGAAGCCAUCAACAAUGGAGACUUUGAGGCCUACACGGGCAUUAGGAGAUUCCAGCUGGAGGUCGAACCUUCGCAGCCAGUGGCUCUGGAGGGCCUGAGUGACAGCGGCAGUCCUGUUCGUUUGAGGUUUAAAACAAUUAAAUUACAAAGCGGCAGCAGCCAAUGCACGCCCCUGCAUGCAGCCCUCCCGCCCGCCCUUCGUGUCUGUCUCUGCUGUACCGAGGUGUUUUUUACAUUUAAGAAAAAAAAAAGAAAAAAGAUUGUUUAAAAAAAAAGUGGAAGCCGUACCAUGAUGCGUUUUAAAACCACCGAUAGCCCUUGGGCUGGCAAGAAGACAGGAGUUUGUGUGAUGCCCAUCCUGGCAGGAGCAGCGGGCUCACCCACCAGCCCUGAAGAGGGUGAGCUUGGCCUCUGGCCCCCAUGGACUCAGGGGGACCAGGCAAGAACUCUGACAGAGCUUUGGGGGCCGUGAUGUGAUUGCAGCUCCUGAGGUGGCCUGCUUACCCCAAGUCUAGGAAUGGACUUCUUCAGGACUUGUAUGGGCGCCUAGAAGGAGGCUGAUGAGAACAUCGUGCCCAUCAGACCUACUUGGGAGAGAACACAGAGCUCCCAGCCUGCUGUGGAGGCAGCUGAGAAGCAGUGGCCUCAGGACUGAGGGCCCGGACAUUGCUGUACUGUUUCAUUUAGUGUAGAAGGGAAGAGAAUUGGUGCUGCAGAAGUGUGUCCGCUAUGAAGCCGAUGAGAAACCUCAUGUUAGUCUGACAUGCACUUACUCACUCAUCCAUUUCUAUAGGAUGCACAAUGCACGUGGGCCCUGAAAUUGAGGCCUGAUCCCUGCAGCUAGGAAGGGGGAGGGGUUGCUGCUUUGCUUUGUGUUUGUUUUCUUAUAACUUAGCAAGGAGAGAGCCAGGUCCUGGUCAGGGCUCCCCUUGCCACUUUUGGCAGUUGUGUUUCUGUGCGGAUCUGAACCAUCUUUGUCUUGCCUUUUCAUGGUGGUGGUCCCCUUGCUGACCCUCAUCUGGGCCUGGGCCCUCUGCCAAGUGCCCCUGUGGGAUGGGAGGAGUGAGGCAGUGGGAUAAGAGGUGGUGGUUGUUUCUAUGCAUUCAGGUUGCCUCAGGGUGGCCUCCCUUACUCUUUCCUUGCUGCACGUCCAUCUCUUUUCCUGUCUGCUCUGGCAAGAAGAAGAAGUGUCCUCCUUAAAGAGGCCUCUUUACUGACCAACUGAAGUAUAGACUUACUGCUGGACAGUCUGCAUGGGCAUCACCCCACACACACACCUGCAUGUACCUAAAAGAGGUGUCCAGAGCCAAGGCUUCUACAUUCAUUGUCCCUCUCUGUGCUCAAGGAGUUCCAUUCCAGGAGGGAAAGAUCGAUACCCUAAGCAGAUAGCAGAGAAGAUAAUGGAGGAGCAGUUGGUCAUGGUUUUGGUUUCUCCCAUAACAACUCUGCAGGUUUAUCUGCACAAAUAUCUGCACUUUGAGGGGAAAGGUUGGUAGACUCUAGCUCCCUGGACUACCUUCAGGAGGCACAAGAGCUGGGAGAAGUGGCAAAGCUACAGGUUUACUUUGAAGCCAGCUGAGAAGAGAGCAGACUCAUUGGUGCUGGUGCUUGGAUUUAGCCAGGCUCCUCCGAGCACCUCAUGCAUGUCCCAGCCCCUGGGCCCUAGCCCUGUCCUGCCCUGCAGCCCACAGUGCCAGCACGCAGAUCCCUUCACCACCGGGUUUGGUUUUGCUGGCUUGAAGACAAAUGGUCUUAGAGUUCAUUGAGACCCAUAGCUUCAUAUGGCUGCUCCAGCCCCACUUCUUAGCAUUCUUGUCUUCUGGGGCUAAUGUCAGCAUCUAUAGACAAUAGACUAUUAAAAAAAACCACCUUUAAACAGGAAAUGGAAGGCAUUUGAUGCAGAAUUUUUGCAUGAUGACAUAGAAAUAAUUUAAAAAUAGUUAGUGUUUGUUCUGAAUGUUGGUAGACCCUUCAUAGCUUUGUUACAAUGAAACCUUGAACUGAAGAUAUUUAAUAAAAUAACCUUUAAACAGUC